Molecule: messenger RNA, 2637 nt
Organism: Tremella mesenterica DSM 1558
Lineage: Eukaryota; Fungi; Basidiomycota; Tremellomycetes; Tremellales; Tremellaceae
Exons: 14
Coding region: 43-2532 (829 amino acids)
Biological process (GO): cell motility; actin filament organization
Cellular component (GO): plasma membrane
Source: RefSeq, a predicted model, not a curated record
AGCUCUCAAGACAACCGUGGUGACGAGAAGAGCAAGUUAGGUAUGGCAUUAGAUACGCCGAGACAGAUUGAGAACGAGGUGGUCAUGAAGAGAGAUGCUGUGCCCACCAAUCUCGUCACUUACAAAGGAAAACAUCUCCCAGCUAGGAUAGACCCAGAAGCGAGAGUGCAAUAUGUGUUAGAGAUGAUGGCCACUGCUUUUCAGACCAAAGAACAUCAUAUCACUCUGUGUUUGAGGGAUGAGAAUGAUAUCUUAAUCACGCAGAACAAUCUUCCUAGUAAGAUCUACAAUCAUGAUAAUCUCAAGCUGGUAUCCUCGCCUGCCAUCGAAGCAUUGGCAGUGGUCACGGCUUUGCAACAUACCUCACUCCGCCCCUCGUUUGACUCUAGUAUCAACAUACACGAAGCCGGCGGGAUGUCUCUCAAACUAGCUCUGUUCAACUUGCAAAAAUACGUCAAAGAAGAUGAUUUCGCCGUCGAGUUCAUGCUCCGUGGAGGGGUUGCCAUGCUAGUCGAGCUGGUAUGUAACGAGGCACUCAGUGGGAACAGUCUCGCAUACGCUCUUCAAGGGAUACGCGGAUUACUGGAAUAUGAAGCUCCCUGGCUCCAUCUGACAGACGCUUUCGUCCACCGCGUUGUCUCUCUUCUCAUCACUUCCACCGCUCCCAACAUUAUCCGACCUGCUACCGCGAUCGUCCGGAAGCUAGUAAUUGGCUCGGCCAAGAACAUAGUGACGAACUCUGCCAAUACCGGUACUCUGGUAGGUCAUCCUGGUUAUCCCAGUAGAAAAGGUAAAGAGAAGGAGAAGAAGAGUAAGGAUGUGAAAGGAGCGGGGCAAUACGGGUUCGACAGAGUUUGGCCUGUGAUCCAGAAAGUCGGAGAGGGCAUCUUGAGUGAUCAUGGUGGCAGUGGAGCGGAAAGAGUGUUCAGAGUGAUAGUCGGGAGACUUGAGAGUACUGGGGAUCUCGAAUUAAUAGCGCAAAGUCUUGGGCUUGUCAACGCCUCACUGCGUUCGGCAGCGCAGGAAUCCAGCUCUCAUUAUCCCGCCCUGGUGGGAAUUCUUGAGAGGUUGUCCGUCAGACGUUACGUUUCGCGUCUCAUGCCUACAAGUGCAAACAAUAUCGUCGAGAAUCAAAUACUCAACUUCCAAGCUCGCUAUAUGGCCAUACUGGAUCAUCGACGUCUACGUCCCGUUCGUCCCGUGAUCAACCCAGAUCAGGAGAAGAUGCUCGACGAUAUCUGGUUUGUUGGACAACUUGAAGACGAAGAUUUCGAUGGUUUAUCCACUGGACACAGUCCAGUUCGUGGUCUCGGUCCGAGAAGUCCCAGAACCCCCAGAAGUCCCGGUCUAGCAAGGAGAGAAAAGAACGGGGGAGGAGAUAGGACGAUGGAUGGUUGGGUCAGAAUCGGUCUUGGUUUUGACCAAGGUGGCGUGCCGGUGAGCAGUGAGGCGGAUUUGUUCCGAGAUGUGGGAUCGUUGGGCUUAGAGUGCCUGCAUUGGUUUGCCAUGCAUGAGGAAAGCUUUCACAAUGUAAUCAUGGAACAACAAGCCCGGCCGGAAGACAGGCGAUGCCCCAUUGGUGCUGCUAGCGCCGAAUGCGUCAAGAUCUUAUGCGAACAUUAUAAGAUCUCACAAGCGGGUCAUCAUGCUCCGGCGCAUUUCCAGUUGUUUUUACUCAACUUUCCUAGACUGCAUCAUCUAGUGUUGAGGUUUUUCAUGCGGAUGUGGCACGAAUCAGAGUCCCGUCUCGCAGACUUCGCACGUCUUUCUUUCCUCGUCCGUUCCCAAAUUCGUCUCUCACUGGCAGACGAAGCAGGUAAAACAUGGCUUCAUUUGGAACAAGAACUGGAAGCAGAUUAUCGCACUAUACGAGAUAGACAAUUGGAGAUGCUAGAAAGGGAAGAUGGGAUGUUGGCGCGACAGGCUGUAAGGGAGUUGAAAGAGAAAUUAGGAAAGGAUGCUUAUGAGGUCAUGGCUGAACAACGAAUCGGAUGUAUGCUACAAGGAAGCUGGUUCAACGCAGCCACCAUCCUCAUUCCAGGUAUCCAAGUCGGUUCCAAGCCUAACUCUUCCAAACCGCUUCGGUUCUUGCGUCUGUCAUCCAAUCGUCGUACCAUAGCCUACUCCGAUUUCCCCUCUCGUACCCCAACACCACCGACAUACGACUCACUCCUCCAUCACAUCGAUAUUUCCAAUAUCACAACAAUCCGUACUCGUACCGGCACCGCCAUCAAAUCUCUUUCACCCAACCUCAUCUCAAAACUCAGUUUCUCACUGAUGAGUGGAGAAUUGAGUUUGUUAGAUGUGGAUGCUGUUCAUACUGCGCAGAUGUCUGAAUGGACGGAUGGUUUGAGAGUGUUAAGGGGUGAAGGAGGGAUGGGGACUAAAGAAAGUGGGGCGGCUUUGCAAAUGCUGAAUGAUCUGGCAUUGAAAAUUCGUUUAUUGGAUAUUACAGGUGACGGUUUGGAAAUACCGGAGAAAGUGUCGAUAGGGCAAGCUCCUCGAAGUGUCGAUUUUUGGUUUGCCCGAUGAUUUAUAGUCGUCAACAUUGUCUUCCACUUGUGGACCGUAUGUGAAUCGUAGGAAAUAAAAUCAUGUUGAGUGAAAUGAGAUCUUGAAUGCAUGGGAUGCUUAUGU